Molecule: messenger RNA, 447 nt
Organism: Mycena indigotica
Lineage: Eukaryota; Fungi; Basidiomycota; Agaricomycetes; Agaricales; Mycenaceae
Exons: 4
Coding region: 145-447 (100 amino acids)
Source: RefSeq, a predicted model, not a curated record
GCUGGCCAGGGCGCCGUUGGUCUUACCCCGUCCAUUCAAGACGUGCUAUGCUUCAGUAGUCAAACGAAACGCUCUCGGUCUCCGUCCAUAUCUUCGUUUCGCUCUGGCCGUCCCUACUGGAGUCUUCGAGUCAGUGGACGGGGAAUGGAGGGCUUGCGAGUGCUCAGGCUUUCGCAUGGUAUAAACCUGGCCCAAGCACAAGGUACUACCAAAACUCUCAACCCUCGGUCUUCGAGUUUUUCUGAUGCUGCGAUGCAACGACGGACUCCGAGUUGGAUGCGGUCAAUUUGCGGUCAAUGGCAGAUGCGUGCAUCAAAUCAAUGUCACUCGUUGCCCUCCAGCCUCCACCUAAAAUCGCAGCGCAAAGUGUUACCACAAUUCUCGGGCGGGCAAAAAAGAUAUCCUGAAUCUUGCCUAUACGUGCACUCCGAUGAAGCCGCAGCCUGA